CUUUUUUUAUUGUGCUGUGUUUUUGCUGGGCAAAUAUCGCGUCGGUUUUUAUUUCGUCACAGGAAAAUAACGAAGAAUCCUAAUAGGCGAUAUAACUAAGUUGUAUUUUGUGACUAACGGAAGAAUAUAACGCAAUGGGUCGCCGCUGCUGCGUGGCCAACUGUCCGUCGACGUCGCGUCUGCUGGAGCACCACGGCGUGACGUACCACUCCUUUCCCCUGGAUCCAAUCAUCCGGGCCAUUUGGAUAAAGAACUCUCGCAUAAGCCUGGAGCGCCAGAUCACCAAGAGUGUCCUCGUCUGCUCGCGCCACUUUCGUCGCCUGGACUUCAACACUAUUCGCAAUGGCAAGUACCUGCUCAAGCCGCGCGUCUUUCCCACCGUGUUCCCGUGGGGUAAGAUGGACUCCACGGAGAUCGAGGCGGACCACCGGGCACUGCAGCACGCCAGCGUGGAGGGCACCUCAGGAGCACCGGGAACUGCUCAAUCAUCAGCCAACGAGGAUGUGAUCAAGGCUACCGUUGACCAAAUAGUGGCACAAAUCCUGGCGGAAACGGCGGAACGAAAUGCCUCGGAUGCCGCGGAGGAGACCAAAACAGACAAGGAGGAUGAUUCUGCAAAACCAACUCCCGAACCCAGCGAAGAUGCAGCCAAGGCAGCUGUGGAGGAAUCACCUGCUGCUCCUGGACCCUCAAUCAGUGAUUCUGCAGCGCCGGCUGUCGAAACUGCCUCCAACUGUAACUCCCCGCUUCCCGGCUCACCGGCCAAGUACAGCAAUCCACACAACCUGACCAUCGGAGCCCGUCUGGAGGCCCUAAGCGUAGAGGGCAACUGGUUGCCCGCCCGCAUCGUCGAAGUCAACGAGACGGAGCAGACUCUCCUCGUGCGUUUUGAGCGCAAUCACAAGUUGAAGGUGUCGCCCUCGACAAGCGGCAGCUUUCAGGAGUGGAUGGCCAUCAAGUCGGAGCGGCUAAGACAGCGCCUCAGCACCCGCGUCCUGCCGGUCUUCGAGCUGGAAGAGAAGUGCAUGGCCCGCUGGUCGGGGCCGCGCAAGUUCCCCGGUACCAUCCGAAAACUGCUGGGAAACGACACCUACGAGGUACUUUUUGACGACGGGUACAUCAAGAACGUGCGCGCCGUGCACAUGAACAAGCUGCCCAAGCAGCUGCCAGCUGUCCAAGCACCGGAUGGUGGAGCUUCCAAGGUGCCCACUCCUGUUGGAACCCCAGUUGGCGCCGUUUCUCUGGCUCCCAAGAGGGCCAGCACGGGCAGCGGGAGUGGAGGCAGCGGAUUCUCGAGCAGCAAGAAGAGCAAGAGCACGCCACAGCGCAGGGAUUGGCCGCUGCUGGACAUGGCCAGUCUGGAUAUAGCAUCUCUAGGCCUCCCAGAGAUUCCGCACGACGGUGAGUGGACGUGCCACUGGGUGAACGACCAGCCAAUUGGGACAGAGGGCUUCCUGAUCGUGGGCGAGCACCAGAAGCCGACUGUUAUCGUGCAAGACUGGCGCCUGCCGCCGGGCUGGAUUAAGCACAUGUAUCAACGCUCUAAUGUGCUCGGAAAGUGGGAUGUCAUUUUGGUUUCGCCCAGUGGCAAGCGUUUCCGCUCCAAGUCCGACCUGAAAUUGUUCCUUGAGUCGCAAGACCUAGUCUACAAUCCGGAUGUGUAUGACUUUAGCAUUCACCGUCGCCGGGCCAAGGACAUCAACGCCUAUGUCUACACCCACGACUACAAUCCGCAGCCACCGCCCAAGCCCAAGUCCAUGGAUGUGUCGUUGGACUCCACGCUGGACCAAAGCAACACAACGCAACCUUCGUUGCCAUCUACCCCGAUGCCGGUAAAAGAAAGUCAGUACAUGGAGGCCCCGGUUGCCUCGCUAAUGCCCCCCGCAGAACUAAUGUCGCCGCAAGCUCAGCUUACUGAUGAGGCAAAGGCCAAGACAAACCCAGAACCAGUAGUUGUGGCCAUUGACGGGGGUCACGCUCAGGUUCAGCAAGGAGAUCCUCCUCUGGUAGAAAAUGGCUUUGCUUUUAUUGGCGGUCUAAAGGUACAAAUUCAGGAUAAUCUGUAUGUAUGUCCGCGGGAAGGCUGCGGCAAGACAUAUCGGAAGGAGGACUUUCUGCUUAUCCAUAUACGCCAUUACCACAAAGAGUUCGCCGAAUACGUGAGCCACUGCCCCAAGAUGCAGGAACUGGCAGUCAAGCGUACACAUCCCUCAUCCAUCGAACAGGUAGAUCAGGUACCCAAGAACCAAAUACCAAACCAGCAAUUCUUUGCCAAGUUGCACCAGCAGGAUUUACAGCAAUCGCGGUCAUUUAAACGUCAAUCGGUCCCAACUACGGUCACAUCCCCCGGAACACCAGGAACCCCACCUGGAAUAUCGCCUGCUAAAGGACUUUUAUCUCCAAAGAUGGAGCCACCAGGCACGAUGACGCCAACUGUUGAAAGUGGGGUUAAUCCGGAAGAUGUUUCUCUGGAGGCUGGAGCUACCUUCUCGUUGAAUCCCUCACUAAACCGCUCCUGCAAGCGGGCACGCUUAUCGCCAACGAAGCGCCCCUCUGGUUCGAGAAAGAGCAACCGCCAGCGCUCUCAACGUCGCGGCAAUUUGACUGACAGCCCGGCUAGUCAUUCCUUGAACGAACAAGAUGCAGAGGAGACGCGCCAAUCCUUUAACACGCCCACUCCGGAUGUACGCAGCGACUCAAAGAAACGCCGGGUUGGUACGGCAGCCACUCCAAUCAGCUCGAUUGACUCACCAGCCACAGCUGACUCGAUAUCCACUCCGUCCUCUAAUGACCAGGCGGACAUUAAUGCCGCUCUGGCGCCUCCACCAGCGGAUAUUCACAAUAAAGCUCCGCAGUACAUCAAGGAAAACGGGGAGCUAAUUCGAAUCGUCCGCAUGAGGCAGGAGGAGAUCAUCAACUGCAUCUGCGAGUAUGGCGAAGAGGACGGUCUGAUGAUCCAGUGCGAGUUGUGUCUGUGCUGGCAGCAUGGCGCAUGCAACGGGAUUGUAAAGGAGUCGGAUGUGCCGGACAAGUAUGUGUGCUACAUCUGUCGUAACCCGCAAAGGGGCCGCGAUUCCAUGAGGUUUAAGCAUGACCAGGAUUGGCUGUUUGAAGGCAAGUUGCCGGUGGCCGCGUACCACAGCGCAAAUCCACAGGCCAGCAAACAAUUUGAGUUACUGAAGCGGUCGCACACUCUAACCGGAAACUUACUGGACGCCAAACGAUCGAUGCACUCGCUGUUGGUAAAGAUCAACAUCGCACGCAACCGCUGUCAUCCUAAGCUGUAUCUGUGGGCUAAAAAGUGGGACGAGGACAACGUGGAUGCUUCUGCUUUGACGCCGGUGAAGCGUCCAAAGAUGGAGACUCCUGACCUUCCAAACGUUCCGCAACCAGAGGCCGCCAUCGAUCCAGAGGAGUGUCAGUACCGCUUAAUAGAGCAUGUAAAAGUGCAGCAGGCGUUGGUCACCAGUCGGCUCAACGACAUCGAGGCAGAAAUGGAUGAACUUGAAAAAGAAGACAGCCUGGAGGAUUUAAAAGAUGGGGAUAUCUCCUCCACCAAAGAGGCCCUAGCAACGUUUAUUAAGGAGCUUGAGAUGAUGAAGCGCCUUGCCAAGCUUAACCAGGUGGCCAAUCUAAAGCAGAGCCUUAAAGACUCUGCCACUAAUCAAUAACCUUUUUAUUCAAAAUAUUAAAAAGUAAUGAAAGCAAAUCCAUUACAAUUAUGGAAUUCAAGGAAUUAAAAUGAUAAUUAGAAUUUUUAAA
This is a messenger RNA of Drosophila rhopaloa, 3762 nucleotides long. RefSeq lists its product as uncharacterized. The coding region runs from base 135 to 3671 and encodes 1178 amino acids. Gene Ontology annotation, cellular component: NSL complex. Gene Ontology annotation, molecular function: DNA binding. Gene Ontology annotation, biological process: regulation of transcription by RNA polymerase II. The transcript has 5 exons. The record is from RefSeq and is a predicted model, not a curated record. NCBI's taxonomy places the organism in Eukaryota, Metazoa, Arthropoda, Insecta, Diptera, Drosophilidae.